Molecule: messenger RNA, 519 nt
Organism: Dioszegia hungarica
Lineage: Eukaryota; Fungi; Basidiomycota; Tremellomycetes; Tremellales; Bulleribasidiaceae
Product: ubiquitin-conjugating enzyme/RWD-like protein
Exons: 6
Coding region: 1-519 (172 amino acids)
Source: RefSeq, a predicted model, not a curated record
AUGCCAUGGGACCUUCUCAGCAGAAUGCUCUCGCAAGGAUCAAGCAGUAAGGCGGGACCGAGCCACGACGGCUCGACCCUCGGUCCGGUUGCAGCCGCGGAGAUAGCCAUGGAGUUUGCCUCACUAUCCUCUCCUGGAGCGUGUCCAAGAGGGAUUUACAUGACGCCGAGUCCGGAAGCUCUUUCUAAGUGGGAAGGCGUCUUCUUUGUUCAUUCUGGACCGUAUAGCGGAGCCAUACUGCGCUUCGUCAUGGCUUUCAAGCCUGAUUUCCCCCAUACCGCCCCUGUGAUACGCUUCGAGAGCGAGGUGUUCCAUCCUCUGAUAGAUCCCAAGACGAAAGUGUGGCACCCUCACGGUCCCAUAUCCCAGUGGAGACCGCGGAUACAUCAUGUCGUUCAUUUCCUGAGUGACCUCAGGAGAAGCUUCCAGAUCGCUGUUCUAGAUAAUAUCAUGGAUAGCGAGGCGGUCAAUAAGCAGAUCUGGUCGCAAGUCCUCCCUCCUUCCGCCACGAGCCCAUAA